Corvus hawaiiensis (hawaiian crow) is the source of this 3439-nucleotide messenger RNA. It is a transcript of the gene ADCY3, whose product is annotated as adenylate cyclase 3. Gene Ontology annotation, molecular function: adenylate cyclase activity. Gene Ontology annotation, cellular component: plasma membrane. Gene Ontology annotation, biological process: adenylate cyclase-activating G protein-coupled receptor signaling pathway; intracellular signal transduction; cAMP biosynthetic process. Lineage: Eukaryota; Metazoa; Chordata; Aves; Passeriformes; Corvidae. The record is from RefSeq and is a predicted model, not a curated record. The annotation marks the transcript as partial. The transcript has 18 exons.
ACUGGGAAGCCAUUCCCUGCCUCCUGCCCCUCCAGCCCUUUCCCAAAUCCCAGCUCUCCUGGAGCCCCUUCCGGCUCAGGAAGCGGCUCCGAGGAUUCCCUGGAGCUCAGGGUUUUCCUUGGAGCUGCAUCCCCCGGGAUUUGCCUGCUGGGAACCCCAGCCUGGAGCCAUCCCAGCAGCUCCCGAGGAUCUCGGAAUGGUUUUGGUGGGAAGGGACCUCAAAUCCCAUUCCCAUUCCAACCCCGACACCUCCCACGAUCCCGGGGUUCUCCAAGCCUCAUCCAACCUUUCCCCGGACACAGAGCAGCCCCUUGGCUCCGUGCCACAUUCCAACCGUUCCCGGAAUUCCCGCAGGAGCGCCUGAUGCUCUCCAUCCUUCCCAAGCACGUGGCCGACGAGAUGCUGAAGGACAUGAAGAAGGACCCGAGCCAGAAGGAGCUGCAGCAGUUCAACACCAUGUACAUGUACCGGCACGAGAACGUCAGCAUCCUGUUCGCGGAUAUCGUGGGAUUCACGCAGCUCUCCUCGUCCUGCAGCGCCCAGGAGCUGGUGAAGCUCCUCAACGAGCUCUUCGCGCGCUUCGACAAACUGGCGGCCAAACACCACCAGCUGCGGAUCAAGAUCCUGGGAGAUUGCUACUACUGCAUCUGCGGGCUGCCGGAAUUCCGGGAGGACCACGCCGUGUGCUCCAUCCGCAUGGGGCUGGCCAUGGUGGAGGCCAUCUCCUCGGUGCGGGAGCAGACGCGCACGGCGGUGGACAUGCGCGUGGGCGUGCACAGCGGCACCGUGCUGGGCGGCGUGCUGGGCCAGAAGCGCUGGCAGUACGACGUCUGGUCCACCGACGUCACCGUGGCCAACAAGAUGGAGGCGGGCGGCAUUCCCGGGCGGGUGCACAUCUCGCAGAGCACCAGGGACUGCCUGAAGGGCGAGUUCGAGCUGGAGCCGGGCGAGGGCGGCUCCCGGUGCGAGUACCUGCGGGAGAAGGGCAUCGUCACCUACCUCGUGGUGGUCCCCAAGCAGCCCCUGCGCAACGGCAUCAACGGCGUGAAGCUGUCGCUGACGUCGUCCCACGGCGUGUCCCCACCGCCGGUCACCGGCGCGGAGCGCAACGGGAGCCUCAGCCGGAGCCCGGAGGAUCCCGAGGAUCCCGAGGCGGGCAGGAGGAAUUCCCUGGAGCUCGGCGACGAGGACGGAGAGGCGGUGAACCCGUCCUUCCCCAACCCGCGGCGGCGGCUGCGGCUGCGGGACCUGGCGGAACGCGUGGCGGGCGCGGCGCAGAACGAGCAGGAGCUCAACCAGCUGCUCAACGAGGCCCUGCUGGAACGCGAGUCCAUCCAGGCGCUCAAGGGCAAGAGCACCUUCCGGCUCUCCAUGCGCUUCAUCGACCCCGACAUGGAGACGCGCUACUCCGUGGAGAAGGAGAAGCAGAGCGGCGCCGCCUUCAGCUGCUCCUGCGUCGUCCUCUUCUUCACCGCCCUGGUGGAGGCCGUCAUCGACCCCUGGUUGGUGACCAACUACGUGACCUUCGUGGUGGGGGAGGUGCUGCUGCUCGUCCUCACCCUCUGCUCCUUGGCCGCCAUCUUCCCGCGGGUCUUCCCCAAAAAACUGGUGGCCUUCUCCACCUGGAUCGACCGCACGCGCUGGGCGCGCAACACCUGGGCCAUGGCCGCCAUCGCCAUCGUCACCGCGGCCGACAUCGUGGACAUGCUCGGCUGCCGACGCGACCGCGGGCUGGCCACCAACGGGACGUCGGGGCCGCCGCGGGGCGGUGGCUGUGCGGAGCAGCCCAAGUACUACAGCUACAUCGCCCUGCUGGCCCUGGUGGCCACCGUGAUGCUGGUCCAGGUGAGCCACAUGGUCAAGCUGACCCUCAUGGUGCUCAUCACCGCCGCCACCGGCGCCGUCAACUUCUCCGCCUGGGAGCCCAUCUUCGACCAGUACGACCGGCGGCGGGGCCAGCACAGCUCGUCCGUGCUGGUCCCCUCCAAGUAUUCCAUGACCGCCAUGAUCUUCGUGGUGAUGCUCAGCUUCUACUACUUCUCGCGGCACGUGGAAAAGCUGGCCAGGACCCUUUUCCUGUGGAAGAUCGACGUCCACGACCAGAAGGAGCGCGUGUCCGAGAUGCGCCGCUGGAACGAGGCCCUGGUGGCCAACAUGCUCCCGGAGCACGUGGCCCGCCACUUCCUGGGCUCCAAAAAGCGGGAUGAGGAGCUCUACAGCCAAACCUACGAGGAGAUCGGCGUCAUGUUCGCCUCCCUUCCCAACUUCGCCGACUUCUACACGGAGGAGAGCAUCAACAACGGCGGCAUCGAGUGCCUGCGCUUCCUCAACGAGAUCAUCUCCGACUUCGACGCGCUCCUGGACGAGCCCCAGUUCCGCUGCAUCACCAAGAUCAAGACCAUCGGCAGUACCUACAUGGCCGCCUCCGGAGUGACGCCCGACGCCGGCGCCAACGGAUUCGGCGCCAAGAAGGAGCUGUCGGAGAAGGAGCGCUGGCAGCACUUGGCCGACCUGGCCGACUUCGCCUUGGCCAUGAAGGUGACGCUGAUGAACAUCAACUACCAGUCCUUCAACAACUUCAUGCUCCGCAUAGGGAUGAACAAGGGCGCGGUGCUGGCCGGGGUCAUCGGCGCCCGCAAGCCCCACUACGACAUCUGGGGCAACACGGUCAACGUGGCCAGCAGGAUGGAAUCCACCGGAGUCAUGGGGAACAUCCAGGUGGUGGAGGAGACGCACCUGAUCCUGAAGGAAUACGGAUUCCGCUUCGUCCGGCGCGGCGCCGUCUACGUCAAGGGCAAAGGGGAGCUCCUGACCUUCUUCCUGAAGGGCCGGGAAAAGCCGGGAUCGUUCCUCGGAGCCGCCGCCGUUCCCCUGCCCCACCAGGUGCUGGAGAAUUCCUGAGGAUCCGCCGGCACCACGGAAAACCCCUCGGGAAUGUGGGAUCCGGAAGCCAAGGCUUUGGCACGGAUCCUUCCCGGAAGUUUCGGGGGGAUUGGAUUCCGUGGGAAAGAGGGAAACGCGGAUCCGGCUCCGGGGACCGCGCCGCCGGCUUUUCCCGGGGUUUUCCGGGAGGAAGCGCCGCGGGACAGCAGGACUUGGAGUGGCGGCAGCAAUUCCAGGAGAUCCAAACUCAGGGAUGGUUGGGAAGACUCCGCGUCUCUUCCGGGAGCGGGAGCAAAUCCGGGAUUUGCUGGGAAUUGCCCCCGGAUUCCUCCCGAAGCACGGCAGGGAGGAGCUGGGAGAGCUCGGAUCCGCCUCGGAUUUGGGGAAGAAGGGACGGGAAUUGUGCGUUCCAGGCCCGGGAAUUCCAUCGGAGAACCGAUGGAUUUCCAUUCGGGAUCGGCGGCGCCGGGAACGGCGCCCAUGGAAUGAGGGGAGCCGGGGGCAUUCCCGGAGUUGGGAUCGCUUUGAAUAGAAAGAGUGGAAUUCCAAAGCCUGA